CUCCCCUACCCAGAAGCCUCUGCGAGCUGGAGAGGCGAAGCGCUGUGCUGGAAGAGGCGGCCUGGCUUCUUUGGGCCUCUAUAAUAAGCGAAGGCAGAAGCGAUGGAGGAGAAAGCGGCGGCCAAUUGCUCCUUGCGGGUCAAGCGUCCUCUCUUGGACCCCAAGUUUGAGGGCUACAAGCUCUCGCUGGAGCCGCUGGCCUCUUACCAAGUCGCCCUGGACUCCCCGGUAGCAGAAGUCAAACUUCGGGAUGACCAGUACACCUUGGACCACAUGCGUGCCUUUGGGAUGUACAACUACUUACACCUGGAUUCGUGGUAUCAAGAUAGUAUUUAUUAUGUUGAUCAGCUUGGAAGAGUGAUGAAUCUCAGUGUUACUAUGGAAACUGCCUUAAAAAAGCCAAGAGAAGUGUUCAGGCUCCCUGCAGAUUUGACAGCUUGUGAUAACCGCUUGUGUGCAUCAAUACAUUUCACAUCUUCUACCUGGGCUACCCUUUCGGAUGGAACAGGAAGACUGUAUCUCAUUCGGACCGGCAAGCGGGGGAACGACUCCUGUGAAAAGUGGGAAAUACUAUUCAAUGAAGAAUUUGAAAGUCCCUUCAUUGUAGUUCACAGCAUCUCCUUCCUGCAGUCAGAUACGCAUUCAGUGGGUGUUUUACUUCUCCGAGUUGAAAAAGAUGAAUCAGACAUACAAGGGAGUGGCUUCCACGUCUCCUUAGAGUGGGUUACAGUUGUGAAAAUGGCUAAAGAAGGUGAUCAAGGGUACGAAAUCUGCAAACGGCGAGUUCUUCAAGGAAAGUCAGUGCCUCAUUAUGCGGCUAUAGAACCGAGUGGCGAUGGACUUAUGGUUAUUUCUUACAAGCCGUACACACUUGCACAGGACAAUGAGAGCAAAUGUGAUGAAAGUGAGAAGGAGAAAGCAGAAGAAAAUAAGAAAGGGCCUCUGUAUUACUGGCAGCAAACUGAAGAGGAUUUAACCAUCACUUUUCCUUUAUGUGAAGACUUCACCAAAGAGGCCAUCCAAGUGCAUUUUUUUCCAGAUCGUCUGAGUGUGACACUGAAAGAUCCAAACCCUCUUGUAUUGGAAGGAACCCUUUUUUCACAGAUUGAUCAUGAAAGCUCCACAUGGAUCAUAAAAGAAAAUAGUUUGGAGAUUUCACUGAUUAAGAGGGAAGAGGGAUCCUUAUGGCCAGAACUGAUUGUUGGUGACUCCCGGGGAGAACUAAUCAUGGAUCCAGCCCAAAGAGCUGCAAUAGCUGAGCGUCUGAUGCAUCUUACCUCUGAUGAAAUGAACCCAGAUCCUAACAAAGAGAAUCCUCCUUGUAAUGCUCAGGAGCUGGAAGAAUGUGACAUUUUCCUUGAGGACAGCACAAGUUUAUGCAGAUUUGAUGGUAAUACGUUGAACGUCACUCAUGUGGUUAAUCUCGGAAGCAACCAGUAUCUUUUCUCAAUCAUUGUGGAUCCUAAAGAAAUGCCAUGCUUCUGCCUACGUCACGAUGUCGAUGCACUUCUGUGGCAGCCGCGUCCAGAUCAGCAGGACAAAUGGGAACACAUUUCUACUUUUAAUGCACUAGGUUAUGUGCAAGCGUCAAAGCAAGACAAGAAGUUCAUGGCCUGUGCUCCAAACCACUCCUAUUCUGCCCUAUGCGAAUGUUUCCGGAGAGUGUUCAUCUAUCGGCAACCCGCCCCUUUGUCUACUGUUCUCUACAACAGAAAGGAGGGAAGACAAGUCGGGCAAGUUGCUAAGCAGUUGGUAGCAACUCUGGAAACCCAUGAUCCUGUUUUGGGGUUUCAGGCAACAAAUGAGAGAUUAUUUGUUCUGACAACAAAAGUCUUGUUUAUAAUAAAAGUAAGCACCGAGAAUUAAUGAUUAAAGACAUCCUGUACUCCAGACUGGUUGCAAUAAUGACUAUAAAUUGGUAGGAAAGAACAGUUGCGCAAAAGCAACAUAUCAUAUUUACAAUUUUCUUGACCAAAUUGUAUGUUCACAUAUGCCUCUACUUAACCAUGAAUAAGAUCAUUUUAUUUUAAUGAAGUCAGUUAUUGAUGCAAAACACUUCAGUUCUGUUGAGAAGGUAAAGGAUUUUUUUCUCUUGCUACUUCCCAGCAGAAACUAGUGAUAGAAAUUGCCUUUAUGAAAUGCUCAAUUUUCUUUGUUUCCAAGUAUUUUUCCUAUUUUGCAGCUUUCAAUAGUUCAUUCAAAAUAUGUUCUUUCAGAUUGUUUUCGUUUUUGUCACAGUAAUUUCACUCUUAAGUCAAAUCAGGCCCCAAUUGCUUCUUUAAGUUGAAAAUUACCAAAUAAUUAAAAUGUAAUGUGCAGCUUAGUAAAUGGCUUUUCAUUUCCUUUCAAAACUUUUCAUUUAAGUCUUGCAUUGGCUCAUUGGACAAAUGAUUUUGGUUCUGGACAUCUCCUUUUCUAAGGCAUACUCAUUAUGUGCAAAUGUGGCAGUCUCUUGUGGAUUGUAUUUGUCUUCAAUAGAAAAAUCUCUAAACGUUUAAGAAAUAAAGUGGGACUUUUUUAAAAUAAAAAAAA
Molecule: messenger RNA, 2532 nt
Organism: Anolis carolinensis (green anole)
Lineage: Eukaryota; Metazoa; Chordata; Lepidosauria; Squamata; Anolidae
Gene: nudcd1
Product: NudC domain containing 1
Exons: 10
Coding region: 103-1866 (587 amino acids)
Source: RefSeq, a predicted model, not a curated record